Molecule: messenger RNA, 1455 nt
Organism: Lizanozyma spartinae
Lineage: Eukaryota; Fungi; Ascomycota; Pichiomycetes; Serinales; Debaryomycetaceae
Product: RTA1 domain-containing protein
Exons: 2
Coding region: 1-1455 (484 amino acids)
Cellular component (GO): plasma membrane; fungal-type vacuole
Source: RefSeq, a predicted model, not a curated record
AUGAAUAGCUUUUUCACAUCCAUUAACACCAGAAAUAGUGCCGGUUUAAUCUCAACUUUAAAUAGUGCUUACGCCCAACUUGCAACCGAGACUGAUCGGAUCUCCUUGUUCGUUUUAUCGGAACAAAUACGUGGAGCGGAAGCAAGUCUUACAGUUAUAGCAAAUGAACUCUUUCUUUCCACAGCUACUGCUACUCAAGCAGCUACAGCUACUACUGCAAGUACAAGUACACAAUCAACAAGUGCUGCAGAAGCUUCUAAAUCUGAAAAUACGGGAUCAUCUGUCCCUACUGUUGAAGCCGAUAUACUUUCAAAAAUUGCUGCAACUAAUAUCGAAGGAGCUCAGAAUGCGAUAUUUAAUGCUUCCAUCAACCUUAAUGAACUUCUUUGGGAACAAAACUUGUAUGACACAUACAUUAAUAAAGGUGCCAACAUCUUUUUAAUGAUUGCCUUUAUUGUCGCAUUUUUAGGUCACUUGGGGAUGAUGAUUCCUCUGAGAUAUUGGUAUUUUUCGGUUGCUCUUUUCUUGGGAAGUGGUAUUGAAUUUGCUGGAUAUGCCGGCCGUGUUCGUGCUGUUGGAGAUUACUCCAAUGUGGACGCAUUCUUACUUCAAUUCAUUUGUUUGACCUUGGCACCAGCUUUUGUUGCGGGUGGUAUCUACUAUCUUAUUGGCUACUUGUGUUUGGUGUACGGACCACAUUUCUCUCCAUUGCGUCCGAGAUGGUACAGUUACAUAUUCAUCACAUGCGAUGUUUUCAGUUUGGUUAUCCAAGCUUUGGGUGGUGGUAUUGCUGCAACUGCUCUUCAACAACACAAGAGUAGUGAAACCGGUACUAGUAUCAUGAUUGCAGGUAUUGGCUUUCAAGUGGCCAGCAUGACUCUCUUCAUCGUGUUAUACUUGUGGUUCUUGCACAGCGUGCACUUUAAAUUACCUGAAAAGCUUUAUGCACCAACUAUCAAGAACUGGUGGACAGUGGUUAUUAUGAAUCUGAAGAUUGAUCAAUUAGACCAUUUAUGGGAUCCUAAAAACUCACAUAUUCGUCGUAAGAAGCUCUUCAAGUAUAACCAACUUGUAAUCCUUGGAAGCAUAUUGUUUGUUUAUAUUCGUUGUAUAUACCGUGUGGUUGAAUUGGCUCAAGGAUGGACUGGAUUCUUGAUAACACACGAAGAGUAUGUUUUAACUUUGGACGGUAUGAUGAUUUUGCUUUCUGUAUUUUUGUUGUUGAUUAUGCAUCCCUACUUUUUGUUUGGCAAGAAGGCGUUGGUGUUGUUUAGUAUUGGUAAGAAAUCAUCUGAAAAAAAUAAAGUUGAAUCAGAUGAAGAGAGGGGACCGCAGACAGCUGAGAAAACCUUUGAUGAAACCAAUGAUUCGCUAUCUGAGCUGGACCUGAGAGUUGGUAGUGCUCACGAUGAUUCAUCUAAAGCAUAUCCUCCUACUACAAGGGGCUCAUUGUAG